CUGAUUAUCAUGAUCAUAAUCACAGCCCUGUAGGAUACAUCCACCUCGUUAUGACCCAUUAAUAAGGCUAUUACAAUAACACACACACACACACACACACACACACACACACACACACACACACACACACACACACACACAGGGCUCCUGUGUGCUUCUCAGUGCUAGAGGCGUCACUACAGACCCUCGUUCGAUUCCAGGCUGUAUCACAACCGGCCGGGAUAGGGUUUGGCCAGGGUUGACCGUAAUUGUAAAAAUAAGAAUUUGUUCUUAAACUGACUUGCCUAGUUAAAUAAAGGUUAUACGCAACACACAAGCGCGAGAGUCACUCGGGAUCUCAUUAACUACCGGGCUCGAGGCACGAGUUCUGUUUCGUUCAUUGAUCCGCGUCUCUUUUAAAAACUCCUUUCUUGCCUGUCAUUCUCACUCACACACACCCGGUCCCGGUCGAUCCUAUCCCACACUAUGUAGACAGGUUCAGAAUCAAAAGAGCGCAUUUCUGAGAAGACGUGGCGUGAACCGGUUUCGUGUUUAUUUCUCUUUCUCGGUUAUGGACUACAUUUGAGAGCGAGAGGACAGGGAGAAAAGAAAGCCUGAACCGAGAAAACAAAUGUCUCGGCUACUCUACAACAACAUCAUGGACUCUGUUCUCCUCUCAGUCGUUACGCUGGUAGUUGUUUUCACCUCCUCUUCCUACUCUCUUUCCUCCUCCGACGUCGUUCCCUCUCCUUCCUUCAAUCUACCGUUUACCGACUGUGUCCAGAGCCGCGGGAGAGACGGGUUCUACCAAGGGUCUGUGGACGUGACGGAGUCCGGUGCGGUGUGUAUGAGGUGGAGCGAGGUAGCGGGGUUUGAGGAGCGCUAUCCGGGUAGAGGGCUUGGGGAUCAUAACCGCUGUCGGAACCCGGACAACAGGAUCAGACCCUGGUGCUUCUUCAGGAACAGCCGCGGCAGAACCGACUGGGGCUACUGCGACUGUAAACAAGGGUCAGUGCGCCUGCAGGGCGGCCGCUCUAAGCUGGAUGGCAGGGUGGAGGUUAUCUAG
This is a messenger RNA of Oncorhynchus keta (chum salmon), 1045 nucleotides long. Its product is annotated as neurotrypsin-like. The record is from RefSeq and is a predicted model, not a curated record. The transcript is spliced from 2 exons. NCBI's taxonomy places the organism in Eukaryota, Metazoa, Chordata, Actinopteri, Salmoniformes, Salmonidae. The coding region runs from base 611 to 1045 and encodes 144 amino acids. Gene Ontology annotation, molecular function: endopeptidase activity; signaling receptor binding.